Messenger RNA from Anarrhichthys ocellatus (wolf-eel), 949 nucleotides. RefSeq names its product serine protease 57-like. Lineage: Eukaryota; Metazoa; Chordata; Actinopteri; Perciformes; Anarhichadidae. Gene Ontology annotation, biological process: proteolysis. The transcript has 5 exons. Bases 79 to 813 code for a protein of 244 amino acids. The record is from RefSeq and is a predicted model, not a curated record. Gene Ontology annotation, molecular function: serine-type endopeptidase activity.
ACCACAGGAUAAGCAAGAUAUUUUCUCCUCUAAAAAUGACAAGACUGUGAGUAGCAGGUGUGGAUUUGACCAGAGACCAUGGCAACCAGUUUCGUGCUACUGCUGCUCUUUGUCCUAAAUGGAGCUGAUGGUUCUCACAUUGUUGGAGGCAGAGAUUCUGUCCCGCAAUCGCGCCCCUACAUGGCCUCGCUGCAAGUCCGAGGUCGCCACAACUGUGGGGGAGCCCUGGUGAGAGAGGACUUCGUACUCACGGCAGCACAUUGCCAGAUACCCAUACCUUAUACAGUGGUACUUGGAGCUGGUUCCCUGACCGCCAAUGAGCCUACAAAGCAGGAGUUCAGUGCAGUCAGAUCCAUUCCACAUCCCAACUAUGAUGGGCAUGCAAAUGACAUCAUGCUCCUAAAGCUCAGCAGUGGAGCCCGACUGACUGAAGCAGUGCAGCUGAUCCCUCCGAAAAGGGGCCGGCUGAAUGCAUCCAGUCGGUGCAUCACAGCCGGCUGGGGGGAUAUAGGGGAUAACGGCACCUUACCAAACAGGCUCCAGGAAGUCAACGUGACCGCCCUGCCACAGAAGACAUGUCGCAGGAGAUGGAGAGGUGUUCCGAUCACCAGGACUAUGGUUUGUGGCACAGGGGCCCGCGUCUUUCAAGGCUUCUGCUCGGGGGAUUCAGGUGGUCCGUUGGUGUGUGAUGGAGCUGCAGCAGGCGUCGUCUCCUUCUCUGGACGCCAAUGCGGAAACCCCAGGACCCCUGAUGUCUACACACGCAUAUCGUCCUUCAGGGAAUGGAUUUCAGACGUGUUAAAAAACAAUUAAGAUGAUUAGAUCGAACGGCAAUAUGUCAGCAUGCUUGAUUGGGAUCUACUUUUCAAGAUAAGGCUCUUUUUAAUAUAAAAACACGUGGUGCUAUGUUGUUUUAUUGCUGUGGUGAAUUAAAUGAGGUAAUACAUUG